Molecule: messenger RNA, 1338 nt
Organism: Diaporthe citri
Lineage: Eukaryota; Fungi; Ascomycota; Sordariomycetes; Diaporthales; Diaporthaceae
Exons: 1
Coding region: 1-1338 (445 amino acids)
Cellular component (GO): nucleolus; nucleoplasm
Source: RefSeq, a predicted model, not a curated record
AUGGCGGCCAAAUCCAAGGACAAGUCUGCCGACAAGAAGAAGGCCACCAAGCCUUCUAAGAAGGCACAGAAAGAUGCCACUCCCGCCCCACCUGCCCAGCUCUUGGACCUCGUCGAGGGUUUCCUCUCCUCCAACCAGUUCGACGACGCCCACGCCGCCUUCAAGCAGCAGCGGAACAAGAACGGUUGGGUCAGCCCCGCCAAGGGUGCACAGCCCGAGGGGCAGACCCUGAUCUCCGUCUUCGAGACCUGGAACAAGUCCCAGAGUGCCUCCGCCGCCGACAGCUCCGACAGCUCCAGCGACGACGACUCGAGCUCAUCUGACAGCUCCAGCGACGCCGGCGGCGAUGUGAAGAUGGCGGAUGCUGGGUCCGCCGACGACUCUGACAGUUCUUCCAGCUCGAGCUCGUCCAGUUCCGAUAGCGAUAGCGAUAGCGACAGCGACAGCGAGGACGAGGGCAAGAAGACGAAGAAGACUGGCGGCGCCCCUGUGGCCAAGAGCGAAUCCUCCGACUCGUCCUCCGACAGUGAUUCCGACUCGUCCUCCGAUUCUUCGAGCGACGACGAUGAUGACGACAAUGCUGCGGCCAAGCCCGGCCUUGGAGCGUCGUCCGCGGCCAAGCCUGCUGCCGCCAACCCACUGAAGCGCAAGGCUCCUUCCAAGAGCGAUUCUUCCGACUCCGAUUCCGACUCCAGCUCUUCUUCAAGCGACUCUGAUUCCUCCAGUUCUGAGGACGAGAAACCAAAAUCCAAGAAGCAGAAGGUCAAGGAGAGCUCCGACUCCGACUCCGAUUCUAGCUCGGACUCUUCUUCGGACUCCAGCAGUGACAGUGACAGCAGCGACAGCGAUAGCAACUCGGACGACGAAUCCGAGCAGCUCAAGAAAGCCGCCGCCACCAAGCUCCCCGACUCUGGGUCUUCCUCUUCCUCAUCCUCGUCCUCAGACUCUGAAUCCGAGGAUAACGCCCCCAAGCCCGCCACGAACGGCUCCGACUCGUCCGUGACCAUGGGCAAGACCUCCCCGGAGAUCUUCCCCCCUCUGCCCCCGAACCCGACCGCCGCCAAGAAGAACAACCGCGGCAAGAAGGACGCGGCCCCGGUGAAGAAGGUCCCCAACGAGCCCUUCUCGCGCAUCCGCAAGGACAUCACGGUCGAGGAGAAGUUCAAGUCCAACGCCUUCACCGACAACGCGCACGACUGGGGCCGCAAGGCACACGAGGACCUGAUUGUCACCCGCGGCAAGGGCUUCACCAAGGAGAAGAACAAGAAGAAGAGGGGCAGCUACCGUGGCGGCUUCAUCGACGUCAACGCCUACCAGGGGAUCAAGUUCGACGACUAG